Nicotiana tabacum (common tobacco) is the source of this 1406-nucleotide messenger RNA. RefSeq names its product dihydroflavonol 4-reductase-like. Gene Ontology annotation, molecular function: oxidoreductase activity, acting on the CH-OH group of donors, NAD or NADP as acceptor. The record is from RefSeq and is a predicted model, not a curated record. Lineage: Eukaryota; Viridiplantae; Streptophyta; Magnoliopsida; Solanales; Solanaceae.
CCACUUUUUUAUUGCACCUAUAUUUGAUCCUACUUAAGCACUCCUCUAUUCAAAUCAAGCUGCUUUCUGAUUUGUGUCGUAAGUGGUUUUGGUUAAUAGUGCAAGAGAAAGGAUGGAGGAGGAGAAGCUGAAGAGUUAUUGUGUAACAGGAGGCAGUGGCUUCAUAGGUUCAUGGUUGGUUAGGUCUCUCCUUCAAAUGGGUUGCAAGGUCCAUGCUACUGUGCGCCAUCUAGUCUUGACCUUUUCAGAGAAAUCAUCACAUUUGUUGAAGCUGCCGGGGGCGAGUGAGCGGCUAAGAUUGUUCAAAGCUGAUUUAAGAGAAGAAGGGAGCUUCGAUGAAGCAGUGAAAGGUUGCAGUGGCCUAUUCCAUGUUGCUGCACCCAUGGAAUUCGGGGUACAAGCCACACAAAAUGUUGACAGCUAUGUUCAAGGAAAUUUCAUAGAGCCAGCAAUCCAGGGCACCUUGAAUGUUCUGAAAUCUUGCUUGAAAUCUAACUCUGUAAAAAAAGUCGUUUUCACAUCAUCAAUCAGUACAGUGACUGCCAGAGACAGCUAUGGAAACUGGACACCUCUUGUGGAUGAAUCUUGCAAGAUACCUGUCCAACAUGUUAAGCACACAAAACCUAGUGGUUGGGUUUAUGUACUAGCAAAGGUUUUAACAGAGGAGGCAGCAUUCCAAUUUGCAAAGGAAAAUGGCAUUGAUUUGGUUUCAAUAAUAACACCAACUGUAGCUGGUCCAUUCCUCACUUCUACAGUUCCUUCAAGCAUUCAAGUUCUCUUGUCACCAAUAACAGGUGAUCCAGAAUUGUUAGCUAUACUCACUGCUGUGAACUCAAGAAUGGGAUCAAUUGCAUUAGCUCAUAUUGAGGAUAUAUGCUUUGCUCACAUAUUUCUCAUGGAGAAGGCGAAAACAGAAGGACGAUAUAUGUGCUGUGCUCGGAGUUGGGCUAUGUCUGAAAUUAUUGAUCACCUCAUAAAAGAGUAUCCUAAUCCUGCUUUAGAGAGGAUAGCAAGAGGAGGACAUGAUUUGGUGAUCCCUUCCGAGAUAUCUUCAAAGAAAUUGAGAGAUCUGGGAUUUUCUUUCAAGUAUGAUAUCGACGAUAUCAUUAGAGAUACAAUUAGUAGCUGUACGGAUCAUUGCUUCUUACCUUCUAUUCAAAAGUAAGCAUUUCUUCAUUGUAUGAGCUGAGAAUUUAACUCUUUGAGGUAAUCUAGAUGUUUUUUUGGUGAUUGCUUGUAAACAACAGUAGAAGUGCGACUAGUUCAAAUUGGAAACUUCACUUAUGAACAUACUAUAUUCAGAAACUGAUAUUGUAUUCUUAAGAACUUAAAAAUUGUUGUCUGGUUGUUGAAAAUGCCAGAUUAGCAAAUUAAUAAUUUUAUGCAAUAGUUUAUUGUAAUCUUAA